AUGCUUUCCGAGAGAGAAGCAUUGUCUGAGGCACCUCAGCAAGACAGCGAGGGUCAGCAGCAGACGGAAGACGGUGAAAUUAGCGAAAAGGACGUCCGAACGUCAGAGUCCUCAGAUCAAGCACCCAAGGGCGACGACGCAGUCAAUCCUCCCCUCCCAGCCGAGGAACCACCUCCACCUUUACCCGACGGGGCACCACCAACAGAACCAGUCGAUGACGGGUGGGAACCCAUUUGGGACGACCGAGCGCAAGCAUUCUAUUUUUUCAACCGGUUUACCAAAGUCACCCAAUGGGAGAAUCCAAGAGUGCCAGAAGCGUCGCAACCAGUACUAGUACCUCCGGGCACAGAGAGUUAUAGCAGAACCGUAAGCCCAGCAGAGAUGCCUCCCACAGGACGUGUGGGAGGCUAUGAUCCCGCCAUUCACGGAGACUAUGACCCCAAUGCCGACUACGCAAAAACCUACGAGACCCAAGCGGACAUUGACGCGAUUGGUGUUGCAGCUGGAACGGCUUCCACGGACCCUUACGCCGCGACUGGCACCUUCAAUCGUUUCACAGGCAAGUGGCAGCGUGCCGAUCUCAAUCCGGAGAGAUUCAGCGACGAGCAGAAGAGCCACAGGCAGAUGAACGCGUUCUUUGACGUGGAUGCGGCUGCAAAUAGUCACAACGGAAAGAGCUUAAGAGCAGAACGCGCGAGCAAGAAGCUGACCAAGGCCGAGUUGAAAGCUUUCAAGGAGAAGCGAAGAGAGAAGAAGGAAGAGAAACGGCGCGCAUGGUUGAGGGAUUGA
Exophiala dermatitidis NIH/UT8656 is the source of this 789-nucleotide messenger RNA. RefSeq lists its product as uncharacterized. The record is from RefSeq and is a predicted model, not a curated record. The transcript has 2 exons. Lineage: Eukaryota; Fungi; Ascomycota; Eurotiomycetes; Chaetothyriales; Herpotrichiellaceae. The coding region runs from base 1 to 789 and encodes 262 amino acids. Gene Ontology annotation, molecular function: protein binding.